This is a messenger RNA of Jaculus jaculus (lesser Egyptian jerboa), 1743 nucleotides long. RefSeq names its product zinc finger and SCAN domain containing 25 (gene Zscan25). Bases 91 to 1710 code for a protein of 539 amino acids. The transcript is spliced from 6 exons. Gene Ontology annotation, biological process: regulation of transcription by RNA polymerase II. NCBI's taxonomy places the organism in Eukaryota, Metazoa, Chordata, Mammalia, Rodentia, Dipodidae. Gene Ontology annotation, molecular function: DNA-binding transcription factor activity, RNA polymerase II-specific; RNA polymerase II cis-regulatory region sequence-specific DNA binding. The record is from RefSeq and is a predicted model, not a curated record. Gene Ontology annotation, cellular component: PcG protein complex; transcription regulator complex.
GACCCAGCCCCGGUGUCCACGAGCCCCGAGACCUUGGCCCGAGGCGAACUCUUCUCUGAAAAGCGAUCCGUUCCAGGACCGUGUGAGAAGAUGCUGAAGGAGCGCCCAGGGAUGGCAGAGGGUCCUCAGCAGCCCAUGGGUGUCCCUGUGGUGAAACUGGAGAAGGAACUGCCCUGGGCCAGGGGAAGAGAAGACUCUAGUCCUGAGACUUUUCGUCUGAGGUUCCGACAGUUCCGCUACCAGGAGGCAGCUGGUCCCCAGGAAGCCCUCAGGGAGCUCCAAGAACUCUGUCGUCUCUGGCUGAGGCCCGAGCUGCACACCAAGGAGCAGAUCCUGGAGCUGCUGGUGCUAGAGCAGUUCCUGACCAUCCUGCCCCAGGAGUUCUACGCUUGGAUCCGAGGACACAGUCCAGAGAGUGGCAAGGCCCUGGUGGCCAUGGUGGAGAAUCUGACAGAGAGCAUGCUGGAGGCCAAGGCGGUUCCAUGCCACAGGCAGGGUGAGCAGCAGGAGCCAACGCUUGGCCAAGGCUCUUGGGAUCCAGGUGUCCACAUGGGGCCAGUGGAGGUCAAGCCCGAGUGGAGGAUGCCACAUACGGAAGGAGUUCAAGGCCUGGAGCAAAGGACUGCGGAGCAGCUGAGCCAGGGCCCCGGAGAUGGGACGCAGGCCUUCCAGGGACAGGUGCUGCCCAUUCUUCAGGCGGGCCCAGGCCUCCCUGCAGUGAGCACCAGAGAUCAAGAGAUGGCAGCUGGGUUCCUAACAGCGACGCCCCAGGGGUUGGGACCAUUUAAAGACAUGGCCUUGGCCUUCCCAGAGGAGGAGUGGAGGCACGUGACCCCAGCUCAGAUCGACUGCUUUGGGGAAUAUGUGGAAUCACAGGUCUGCGGAAUCCCUCCAGGCGCCGAGAGCCAGGAAAAGGAGGCGAAGCCCCAGCAGGAAGACCUGAAGGCGGCGUUUGCGGGGCUGGCUUCCGUGCAGUGUCCCGGGCCCGGGGCCGCAGGCGAGCCGGGGCCGGGGCCGGAGCGGGACCCCGAGGCGGGGGGCUCGGGCGCCGGCCUGCUGCCGGCCGUGCCCGCGUCGCAGCCCGACGCCCACGGCCCCGCGUGGAAGCCGUUCCAGUGCCCGGAGUGCGGCAAGGGCUUCAGUCGCAGCUCCAACCUGGUGCGCCACCAGCGCACGCACGAGGAGGCGAAGGCGUUCGGCUGCGUGGAGUGCGGCAAGGGCUUCACGCUGCGCGAGUACCUGACCAAGCACCAGCGCACGCACGCCGGCCAGCGGCCCUACGUGUGCGGCGAGUGCUGGAAGACGUUCAGCCAGCGCCACCACCUGGAGGUGCACCGGCGCAGCCACACGGGCGAGAAGCCGUACGCGUGCGCCGACUGCUGGAAGGCCUUCAGCCGCCGCCAGCACCUGCUGGUGCACCGGCGCACGCACACCGGCGAGAAGCCGUACACGUGCGAGUGCGGCAAGAGCUUCAGCCGCAACGCCAACCUGGCGGUGCACCGGCGCGCGCACACCGGCGAGAAGCCCUACGGCUGCGCGGCGUGCGGCAAGCGCUUCAGCAAGGCCGAGCGCCUGGUGCGCCACCAGCGCAUCCACACGGGCGAGAAGCCGUACCGCUGCCCGGCGUGCGGGCGCAGCUUCAACCAGCGGUCCAUCCUCAACCGCCACCAGAAGACGCAGCACCGCCAGCAGAGCCCCGCGGCCCCGUGACCGCGGGCCAACCCCGGGGCCAGGGCACAGCGC